Messenger RNA from Funneliformis mosseae, 3561 nucleotides. Lineage: Eukaryota; Fungi; Glomeromycota; Glomeromycetes; Glomerales; Glomeraceae. The record is from the annotation of a GenBank genome assembly.
AUGGUUAGAACUCGAGGAAGGAAAUUUAAACCGUCAGAACGUUAUACUAAUAGAUUGAAUAAAAUUCUUGUUGAAUAUCCUGAUGGUCCACAAGUUCUUCGUGAAAUUCUUCAAAAUUCUGAUGAUUCCAAGAGCACUGAACAAAUUUUCAUCCUGGAUCAUAAUACUUAUCCAUCAGAAAGCUUAUUAGAGCCGAUUGAAGAUAAUUAUCAUAAUUCCGACUUGAAACUUGAUAGAUAUCAGGGUCCAGCUUUAUUGGCGAUAAAUAAUACCAUUUUUGAAGAGAGAGAUUUCACAUCUUUGUUAAAUUUGGCAAAUAGCGAAAAACGCGACCAAUUUGAUAAAAUUGGAGUAAUGGGUGUCGGUUUCAAUUCAAUUUAUCAUGUUACCGAUUCUCCAUCCUUCAUUACCGGUGAUACAUACGUUAUUCUUGAUCCACAUGAAUGGUAUUUUGAUGGUGGAGAGAUAUACGACAUUGUCGAAGAUAAUAUGGUCCAAGAUUUCCCUGAUCAACUUGCUCCUUUUAAAAUUCCAUCCUUGGGAAUCUCGUGUGAAAAUUCAUUUAAUAGGUUUGAUGGCACUAUGUUUCGUUAUCCUCUACGUACUGAAAAGGAUUCUCAAGAUUCGGAAAUUUAUAAAAAAAUUUAUAAACCUAAAGAAGUCUUGGAGAUGUUUCAUAAAUUUUACGAAAACGAAAGUAUUAAUUGCUUGUUGUUUUUAAAAUAUGUUGAGAAAAUUACUUUUUAUGAAUUAAAGAAAGGUGCUACUAAACCUGAUUUACUAUAUGAAAUUCGAUUGGAAAAUGCUGUUCAAGUUCGAGAACAACGUCGUUUGAUUGUUAAAAACAUUGUAACAAUGAUGGAUUCAUUAAUUUCGGGGAAACGUAACGAUAUUAAACAAUUAGAAUCCUCUUAUGUUGCAUCAUUCCGUCGUAAAAGAGGAAAUGAGAAGGGGGAUAGCGACCCAUGGUUAAUUUUGAACUAUCUUGAUGAUUUGCUUGAAGCUGAAAAGUAUUAUCAAAAAAAUUUCUCGAAAAGUAUAGGGGAGCACAAGUUUAUCCCUAACGUUGGAUUAGCCGUUCCGUUAAAUAAUUUGGAUGCAACUGGAAGAUUAUUUUGCUUUUUACCACUUCCCAUUUCUAUGCCCUUCCUUGUUUCCGUGCAUGGAUAUUUCGCGGUUAGUACUAAUCGACGUUCUCUAUGGGCGCCCGCAGAUAACGAAGACUUGGCGUCCGAUGCAAUAGCACGCCUGAAGGUUUCAUGGAAUCAAUAUUUAUUUGAAAAAGUCUUACCCAAAGCUUGGGUAAAAUUCCUUCGUGAACUCCCACGUAAAGUUCCUAAUAUUUCGUCAGAUCAUCUAUAUAAAUUCUGGCCAAAAGACAAAGGAGAUACAUCAGGUACCAUGAAUCAUUUUUGCAAGGAUCUAUUGCAGAAUGUUAUAGAACAUCUUAGCAUUAAGGAUCGUGUAUUUAGAGGACCCUCCUCAUUAAAUAAUGCCAUUGGAAAAGUAUCUGGAAUCUCAGCAGAUUCAUACGAUGCAUCCUCAUUUCAAGCAUCCGAAUUUCAUUGGUUAUCACUCGCCAAUGGCUAUUUGAAUGAUAAUAUGACUAUUGAUUUAUCUACAGUUGGAAGCGUUGGAUUUCCUAUUAUUUCAGCACCUUUUGCUAUAACUAAAGGCUUGAAAAAAUCCAAACAUAAAACUUCCCGUAAAAUUUUCGCUCCUGCUAUUCUUCGUGACUAUUUAAAACAUAAUCCUGGUAGAUGGCAAAGCACCUUAGCAAGAGAAGAAGUCCUGAAAUUAUUUGGAUAUUUAUUAAGGGACGAAAAGUUUGACGAAUUAGUAGAUUUUAGAAUGAUUCCACUCGCGGAUGGUACAUUUGGAAAGUUGUCGCAAUCCAGCAAUUCUCUUGUAUAUAUUGUUCCUUAUAAUAUAAAUAGUAUUGAUAGAGAUGAAUUUAAUGUCUUCAACGAUCAAUUGAACAAAUUCAUUGACAUGUCAAUUAGCUACGAAUUGUAUGACCGUUUGUACAAAUUAGCAAAAGAUGGAUGGAUUUUAAACAUUAAAAUCUUGGACGAAUUUGCCGUUGCCGAUAUGAUUAGAUUCACACUGAAUUCAAAAAAUGUAAAAUCUGAAGAGAUAAAUCAUAAUGAAUGGAUUUAUAAAUUAUGGGAUAACCUAAGUUAUAGGCGAUGGGAUUUGAAAGAAUUUGAAAACGUUCAUUUAAUUCCAACGAGUCGAUCUACUCUUAGAAGGCUAAAAACUCCUCAAAGAAUUUUUUAUCAUCAACCAUCGUCCUUAAUUUCUAUUUUCGAAAAAUUUGGUGCCGUUUUUGUGAACAAACAAUUUGACAAAGUUGUCGAACGGGAUGGAGUAUCUUCAUACAUAAUUAAACCCAAAGAUAUUGUGUCGGUUCUAAGUUCCUUCCGUGCAGCAGCUUCAUAUCCAAGGAAUUUGGAACAUGAUUUACAACCUCGUGAAGCAUCAAUACUUAUUGAUCAUUUGUCCAAUUAUUUACGUCUUACAAAUAAUCUAGCGCCGGAACUUAUUGAGGUUAUAAAACAUCUUCCGAUUUUUACCGUAGUUGAUCAAAAUUCCCCAAUUUCAUUAUUAUCCGGGAAUGCAAAUUGGUUCCUUCUUCCCAAAAAUGAAGAAAAUUCAUAUGGUAAAAUUAUUUAUCCGAGUAAUAGAGGAAGAUUUCUAAAUGCAAGUUCACAGAAUUUAUGCUAUUUACUGGAAUACAUUAUCAAAGUUCCUCGAUUAGAAUCAUAUAACUAUUGGCGAAAUUAUGUAAUGCCAUUUCUCGGAUCACAACAACAAGGAGACAGAGAUAGUGUAAUUGACAAACUGUUUGAUAAAUUGCCAAAUUUGCUUUAUCAUCAUUCAGAGUUAAGAGACUUUUUCGGAAAUAUUCCCUUUGUACCCACCGGUACACUUCAAAUGUCACAACAACAACAAUUGCCUAAUAACUUUAAAUUAGCGAAACCAGUAGAACUAUUCAAUCCCGAAGAAAAGUCGGUGGUUGAUCUGUUUUUUGAGAACGAAAAAUUCUUUCCAGCUGGCAAAUAUGGAUCUGGAAAGUUCUUUUCGAAUUUGAAAUCAUUGGGACUAAAAAUUAUACUUUCUCCCGAUGAUAUAAUUUCUCGGAUCAAAAAUAUUGUAGCACGAAGUUCCAACGUCAAUGAAACUUUAAUUCGUCAGCAAGCGCUUAAACUUUUGAAAUAUCUUGAUGACAAGUGGGGUCAGCUUAUCAUAAAUGAUCACUUAAUGUAUGUAAUUUUAAAUGAAAAAUGGAUCCCUACUGUUGAUAAAUCUCAAAACGAAAUCUUUUCAAAACCUCAAGAUUGCUAUCCCAAAAGAGACAAAAAUCUAGUUUGCUUUGUUGCACCAAUUCUGGAUUAUUCUGUUAAAAAUCGCGAGUUUUCGAAGAGAAUAGGGUGGAAUACUUAUCCCAGUGUUAAUUUGGUUUUAGAACAAUUGAAAUUUUGUUGUGUGAGCUUGGCGAGAAAACAACCGCCAGAGGAGUUAACAACUGUUUCAACCGUGGAUUUUGUGCGGAAGUAA